GGCAGCGGGUUAUUUAAAGUGACGCUCAGAAGACGGUUGGAGAUUGUGAAUUGUUGGCAGUGUUGUUUUUUUUUUAAAACAGUUAAUACAAACUUGGUACGUUUAUUGUUAUAACAAAGAACGAUCGGAGAUUUCAAGCUAAAGAAUGUCUCAGUUUGUGUUCGAGAAUGACCUCAACAACAUACUUAAACUAGACACGCCACUUGUGAAUGCACCAUUGGCUCGUUGGCAACGGAAGAUUAAAGAGAGCGGGGGAGCUGGAGGGCCUCUCAAUGUAUCAAAUACCAGUGGGCUUUCUCCAGCAAAAAAUGCAAACCGGUCCCAUAGUUCAAGCAAGACUCCUUCAAAAACACCAGGUAAAUCUGGUAAAGUCCAAGGUACUCCCUCAAAGGCAGGAGGAGAUCGCUAUAUCCCUACCAGAAGUGCCAUGCAGAUGGACGUUGCCAGUUUUUUAAUUAGCAAAGAGAAUGAACCAUAUGAAGAGAGUCCUACCACAAAGGAACAUCAUAAAGUGUGGUCCGUGAAUCUGAAUGGAUACGAUAUUGAAGAUGCCAAAGUUCUGCGACUGAGUGGGAAAUCCCAAAAUGCACCAGAAGGGUAUCAAAAUAAUUUGAAAGUAUUAUAUAGUCAGAAGACUACUCCAGCAUCGUGCAGAAAAAACACAAGGUACAUCUCUUCGAUGCCUGACCGAAUUCUUGAUGCACCAGAUAUACGAAAUGAUUACUAUUUAAACUUGAUAGACUGGAGCAGUUCAAACUUCUUAGCUGUUGCACUGGGACCAUCUGUGUACCUUUGGAAUCACAACAAUGGGGACAUUAUUUUACUCCUACAGAUGGAGCAGGCAGAGGAUUAUGUUUCUUCAGUUUCUUGGAUUAAGGAAGGCAGCUUCUUAGCAGUAGGAACCAGCAAUGCGACUGUACAGAUAUGGGAUGUAACACAGCAGAAGCGGCUAAGAGUUAUGUCUAGCCAUUCAUCUCGAGUUGGGGUUCUGAGCUGGAAUAACUAUAUUCUUUCAAGUGGAUCUAGGACUGGUCAUAUUCAUCAUCAUGAUGUGAGAGUAGCAGAACACCAUACUGCAACACUUGUUGGUCAUACACAGGAAGUAUGUGGCUUGAAAUGGUCUCCAGAUGGUCGAUAUCUAGCAAGUGGUGGUAAUGACAAUCUUGUUAAUAUCUGGCCUGCUGCAUCAGGAGACAAUGGGGAAUUCCAACCUGUACAUACCUUCACGCAACACCAAGGUGCUGUAAAGGCAGUGGCUUGGUGCCCAUGGCAAGCAAAUGUCCUUGCAACUGGUGGUGGGACCAGUGACAGACAUAUCAGAAUCUGGAACGUUUCUUCUGGCUCCUGUUUAAAUUCAGUAGAUACACAGUCCCAGGUAUGUGCCAUCUUGUGGUCAGCACAUUACAAGGAGCUGGUGUCUGGACAUGGCUUUGCUCAAAAUCAGCUAGUAAUCUGGAAAUAUCCUACUAUGUCAAAAGUCAUAGAAUUGAAAGGUCACUCGGCCAGAGUUCUGAAUCUUGCAAUGUCUCCUGAUGGCUCCACUGUAGUAUCGGCAGCUGCAGACGAAACACUGCGACUGUGGAAGUGCUUUGAUAUUGACAUAAUCAAGAAAAAGGAAAAAGAGAAAGCUGCUAAAGCUGUCAGCAGUCUUACCCUGCAAAGCAUACGAUAAGGUGCCAAGAAGAUGUGUAAAUGUCCUGUAGGAGUGCCAGAAUUAUGGAGACGAGUGAAUGACUAAUGUAGUAAAGUUUGUAAUUUAAGAAAAGAAUGUAUAAUACUAUAAGCUGCUCAAAUUGUUGCAGAGUUUUAACUUUUUAUCAACUUCAAGUGUAACCGAAAAUAAAGAUUUCAAAAAAAAAAAAAGCUUGAUCUGGA
Messenger RNA from Protopterus annectens (West African lungfish), 1875 nucleotides. RefSeq names its product cell division cycle 20 (gene CDC20). Gene Ontology annotation, biological process: anaphase-promoting complex-dependent catabolic process; positive regulation of anaphase-promoting complex-dependent catabolic process; positive regulation of ubiquitin protein ligase activity. Gene Ontology annotation, molecular function: ubiquitin ligase activator activity; anaphase-promoting complex binding; protein binding. Gene Ontology annotation, cellular component: anaphase-promoting complex. The transcript has 11 exons. Lineage: Eukaryota; Metazoa; Chordata; Ceratodontiformes; Protopteridae. The record is from RefSeq and is a predicted model, not a curated record. Bases 146 to 1672 code for a protein of 508 amino acids.